AGUGUAAUCAAAAUCGUUUUUAAUUACUUUAUCCAUAAAUGUUGUGGAAAUUUUGCUUGAAGUCAUUAAUAUCUAUGAUGUUGUGGCAAUUCAAAAUGUUUUGGCAUCAUAAACUUAUUUUUGAUUCUAAAAAUACUUUGGCUCUGUGAUCUGUUUCGUUCAUUAAAUUGAGUUUUGUUAAUUAAAUUAGUGUUAAACAAACACCUACUUAUCAAUUUAAGAAAACUUGAUUAAAUAAUGAGUCAGCAUAAGUUUUGGAAAGGAGUGACUCCCCUAAACGUGCCGACGUCUCAACAAGUACCUGAUAAAGUUGUUAAAUUGUGCUCAUUAGAUACAAAUUUUAUUGUGUUAGGAAACGACCAUGGCAUCUAUUAUUGCGAAAAUGCAGACGAUUCUUUGAAUUUUAAAAGGGUGAGCGGUAUUUCAGCACUGGACAUAUCAUAUCAUAAUGGCAUACUAUAUAUCAUAGACACGCACGGGCGCCUAUUUAAAACAAAUUGUAGCUUUAAAAAUAAAGAAGAAAUUGUAGUAAAGGAAGACUCUAAAUGCUGCCCCCACGGGUUCAGGAGCUCAAGUUACAAAGUCAAAUUUCGGACUGUUGUAGCUAAUGAUUUUGGUCAACUAUUUAUUAGUAGUGAUGGGCAGUUAUGGGGCUCUGGAGCUAUGCCCCAAAUAUCACUAGAUUCUAAUAGUAUUAAGAAGAUACCGUUCUUUGAAGGAAGAACUGUAUACAGUGCCUCCAUUGGUCAAAACUUUGCUGCUGUGAUAGCAAGGAAAAAUGUUAAACAGUCUGAUAACUGCGAUACAGACAGUGAAAAUGAUGAAGAAGAAGUGUUCGCAACUAAUUGUUCACAGUGCCAGACUAUCAUAGGCCUUGCAUCUCCUGCAUCUGUGCCGUCCUUUUCUGAAACCUGUCCAUUAGGUGUUCAUAUAAGUAAAUCAAGUGAAGACUCAAGUAGUACUACUGCUCCACCUACAGAUUUUCAUAUUGAUGCUUACAGUUAUACUGAAGAUUCUAGUCCCUCUUCGGAGGAAUCAAAAAUAGCACAAAACAUUAUACAAACUACUGAAACAUUAACUGAAAGAAAAUGUGAUACAUUAAUUAAUACAGAAAAUGGUGAUGGCUCAGAUAAAGAUAGUGAUACAACUGAAGCCGAUGCAGAAAAGAUUAAUAAUAUAUUCAUGAAUGCUGAUGCGGCUAGACAGUUUUUAAGUCGACAAUUAUCAUGGGUGUCAGCUGGUGAAGAUUAUUUAGUGGAAUAUACAGAAAAACCUACAAGAAUCAUAAAAGAGAAUGUUUCAAAUCUCACUAAUUUUGUCUAUGAAGGUGUUAAAACUGUAGGUGAUAAAGUUGCAACACUUUCGAGGCAUGUCAGUGGUAGUAGCGAAAACAAUGAGACAGUAGAACAACUAUCAAGAAAUCAGAACGAAGAAACCAAGUCCCUCAUGUACAGCUGCACUUCAAACUGUAAUGUAGAUGAUCUGCAGUUUUCCACCAGCACUAUUAGUAGUGAAAAAGAGUUUGAAGAAGCCAGAAAAAAAGAGACUAUUAAGAACAUGUCUAAACUAGGAAGGAAUAUUUUAGCUACAGAAUUAUGGACUUGGGGUGACAUAAGUUAUGGACAGUUAGGAAUUGGUGACACAGUCAAAAGGGUUAAACCAAUGAUUGUCAUGAGUUUAUCGGGGUUUGGGCUACAAAAAGUUUCUUGUGGGAGUUUGCAUUGUUCUACUCUCACGCUCGAUGGACGAAUGUUUGCUUGGGGAUACAAUCAUUACCAUCAAUUAAGCUUCGGUUCAAGAGAAGAUAAAAGUGGACCACAACAAUUUACAGAAAACUCAGAGAGCGAUAGAAUUAGGGAUGUCAUUGCUGCUGAUCAUCAUACUCUAGUCUACACGCACAAUGAGAAUAUAUUAUACAUGGGCAAACACACAGAUGGUUUCACAGAAUCCGUUGUGAAUUUAAAUCCUAGUUUGUUAGAGGAAGAUAGUGAGAAAUCUCCAAGCAUGGUGACUAUAAAAAUUACAGAGCCACAACACCAUACAAGUAAACCCCAAAAUCUGUGCUAUCACUGGAGAAUCUUAUCUUCAGGUAAUAUUAGUUAUUGCUCAGUAGAAAACUCAAAGAAAAAUCCACAGUUCCAAGACUUAUCUAUUGCUCAAAGAUAUCUAGAAGAAAUGUUACUGAUUUAUCAAAAUCUUAUUAAGGUUUUUUUGAAGAAAAGUAAAGCAAUUACUGCACAUUCCAAUGUUUAUGAAACAGUAUGUGAUAUUUUUGGUGACAUAUUGAAUGUUACAGCUUUAAACGUAUUAUCAGUGUGGCAGUAUGCAGAAAAACAUAUAAAUGAAUGUGAUAUAUCAUUGAUUAAAAAUUUUGAAGAGUUUAUUUUUUUGUAUAGAAAGUAUUAUGUAGCUGUAAGCAAUUUAAUUGUUAUUGGUGGUUUCACCCAAAUCAAUAGUGUUAUUGAUGUCCCAACGAGUAUUUAUAAUUUAUUUAGUGAUCAACUUCCUUCGAACAAACAGAAAAAUAGUAAAAAGACAUCAGAAGCCAUAAUAGGUCUUGCCUUUGUGCAACCAUUAACAAGAUUAAGUUCAUACAAAUGUAUAGCUCAAUCUAUAUUGAGACAUAAAACCAAGAGAAAAAAAGGCGAAAUUGUAUUAAAGAUUGAAGAAAGAUUAAAUAAAGUUGUUUCAUCAUUUGAUUCAUUAAUAGAAGAGCAAGAAAAAAAACGUAAAGAAGCGGAAGUUACGAAACUAUUUUGGGAAACAGUUGGUAAAAGUUUGGAGCAAUAUAGAGCUUCAGAACGACGAUUAAUAAGAGAAUCAAAAUCUCGACCUCUAAAUCUAGUCAAUCCUGGAAGAUUUUCAUCACAUUGGUUCAUUUUAUUUAAUGACAUAUUUGUUCAUGUUAGUGGUAGCUCACCUAGUGUGCACCCCCUUCAAACCCUGUGGGUCGAGUCUGUCAUACAUUCUGAUCCAUCACAAUACAUAAUCCAACUUACUACUCCAGAAGAAGUUAUAUCAGUGUCAACAGUUACAGAGCAAGAGAAAACUGAAUGGAUACAAGCUCUGAAUAAUUCCAUACGAAUAAUUUUGAACAAAGAAUCCGUAUUUAAACUACCCUCAAUAAGAUCAGCAAGUUAUACAUUCUCAAGUAAAAGCACAUUUUUUAAAGAUUCGAAAUACAUUGGUAGAUGGUUAGAUGGUAAAGUACAUGGAAACGGUAAAGUAGAAUGGUCAGAUGGCAAGCAGUACAUUGGACAAUUUCAACUAAAUACUCUAUGUGGCCAUGGAAAAAUGGAAAUACCUGGUGUAGGGAUUUAUGAAGGUCAGUGGAAAGAUAACUUACAGAAUGGCUACGGUAAAAUGAAGUAUUGCUCGGGUGACAUAUAUGAGGGAUAUUUUAAAGACGGUCAGCCUCAUGGACAUGGUAUUAAAAAGCAAGGAGAUUUCACAUCUUCAUCUGCAACUAUUUACACUGGAGAAUGGGUUAACGGGGCAAGACAAGGCUACGGUGUCAUGGACGACAUUGGAAAAGGAGAAAAAUAUUUAGGAAAUUGGAGUGACAACAAGAAACACGGAUGUGGGUUGAUCGUGACUUUGGAUGGAAUAUAUUACGAAGGUUUAUUUACGCAAGAUGUGUUGACGGGUCACGGGGUUAUGGUGUUUGAAGACGGUACACAUUACGAAGGCGAAUUCAGAUCUGCUGGUGUAUUUUCUGGUAAAGGAGUUCUCACAUUUUCUAGUGGGGAUAAGAUAGAAGGUUCAUUGAGCGGGGCUUGGACUGAGGGAGUUAAAAUAUCGAAUGCCACCAUGCAUAUGAACGUAUCGAAUCCUGUGUUGCCAGCUAAUCCCAAACCUAAUUCGUUCGGAAAAUUAAGCGUAGCACCAAACCAGAAAUGGAACGCUCUAUUCCGCCAGUGCUUCCAAUGCUUGGGUAUAUCAGACGCGGUGCUAACACCCACCGGUAAUCAUUUUGCCCACGGGCCAUCGGGUCCAACGGUGGACAACGUGAAGAUAUGGCAAAACGUUGCAGUAGCGAUAUCCUCUUCCCAUAAAGAGGGAAUGAAAACGAGCCUUAAAAGGAAUAAAAGCACUGAUCUUGAAAAGUCUGUGGAUUGUUUGGAAGUCAUACCAAAGUUUGGACAAGAUACUUUGAAUUUAGACGAAUAUACGGAAUUGAAGCAGUAUUUGUACAAUGCUUGCGAGUCCUCUCACCAUCCGCUGGGGCAGCUGGUUCUGGGCUUGACGAACGCAUUCAACACGACGUACGGAGGCGUCCGUGUACAUCCGCUACUGCUCAGUCACGCGGUCAAAGAACUCAAAAGUAUAACCGCGAGGCUCUACCAAGUGGUCAGGCUGCUGUUCCCAGCCUUACCCUCAGAGAAUGCCGAUCUAGUCUUGCCGUAUAAAAACCAGGAGAACGAUGAUGAAGUUGAAAACGAUAGCAAUCCUAUUCACGGUGAAGUGGUAUCGGCAGCUGCCUUGCUCCAGCCGACGUUGCUGCCUCGUGUGCACCCAGCUCUCUUCGUGCUGUAUGCGUUACACAACAAGAGAGAAGACGACAUGUACUGGAGGAGACUGCUGAAAUGGAACAAACAGCCGGAUAUCACUCUGAUGGCCUUCCUCGGGAUCGAUCAGAAAUUCUGGGUGAGUUACUCGUCGCAAAACAAUCAGUCACCUCCUUACUCUCCGAUGAAGGAUCAACACUUUCAAGAGGCAGUAGAAACGCUUCAGCAAUUGAAGACCACUUUCUCGCCGAUCGAGAAACUCCUCGUCAUAAGGAAUACCUUUCAGAAGAUGACCAGCGCCGUCCAACAAGAAUUAGGUCAAAACUACCUAUGGACCAUGGACGAGCUGUUCCCGGUCUUCCACUUCGUGGUGGUCCGCUCCAGGAUCUUGCAGCUCGGCUCCGAAAUACAUUUCGUUGAGGACUUCCUCGAGCCGGGCAUGCAGCACGGUGAACUCGGCCUUAUGUUCACCACCUUAAAGGCCUGCUACUUCCAGAUACUUCAAGAGAAGAUGUCGAUGAAUUAG
Messenger RNA from Bombyx mandarina (wild silkworm), 5034 nucleotides. RefSeq names its product Amyotrophic lateral sclerosis 2 (gene Als2). Gene Ontology annotation, biological process: regulation of GTPase activity; endosomal transport. The record is from RefSeq and is a predicted model, not a curated record. Gene Ontology annotation, cellular component: cytoplasm; intracellular membrane-bounded organelle. NCBI's taxonomy places the organism in Eukaryota, Metazoa, Arthropoda, Insecta, Lepidoptera, Bombycidae. Gene Ontology annotation, molecular function: guanyl-nucleotide exchange factor activity; small GTPase binding.